CAUCGACACUGUCGUUUCGACCCGGUCACCUGUAGGUCCCGCUACAGCCCAGCAGGUGGCGGUAAGACCGCAGAGUUUGGACGUCAACUGCGCGAAAACAAGAAGACGAAGAAGACCAUGUCGACGCUGGUACCGCUCUACAAGCACCUGAUCAGAAGAGAAGACAGAUGAUAAACAAGUACUAAUACAGACCACUUUGCACAACACAGAGUGGAUAUCCGUCGGCCGAGCCUCGCCGACACCCUGCAGCUCUUAUGCUAAACACGGCAUGGCAGAGAGACCGGACAAUGAGGUGGAGGAGGCUGACCACAUCUACCUGCUCAUGAAAGAGGACUACCGGAUCUCUAGGAAUGUGCGACUGGCGUGGUUUCUUAGUAAACUUAACCAAAUCAUCUAUCCGGCUUCAAAGCCUGAAGUGCUGCACUCUGAAAAUGAACUGGACCUGCUUAGCAUCUUACCUAAAGGAUGGCAGCCAGAUAUCUCCCCAACUUCACACCCAUGCAUACUGAUGCCUUCCACCCGGGCCACCUUCCUGGCCCGGAGGUACCGCUUCAUCAUCGAGCUGGACCUGAGUCCCUCCACAGGGAUUGUGGAUGACAGCACAGGCGAGAUGAUCUUUGAUGAGGUCUUCCACGCCUUGUCAAGGUGUCUGGCUGGUCUGGUUCAACCAUUCAGAGUCCCUGGAACAGAUCGAUUUUUCAAGCCUAAGAUCUUCAUCACCAUCCUUGCAUAUUCCUCCAUCAUUGGCCUCCCUUCACAUCAGGUUUUGGUCCAAGGAUGCCAGCUUGAUAAAACAGACCUGGAUGAGUUCUUGCAUCGCAUCUACCAGCAGCUCAGAGCGUUGGAGAGUAGCAUCGCAGAAGUCCUGCAUCAGCAGCACGAACAGUGCGUGGAGCCGUCACAGAACUCAAGUGACCAGAGCAGCGGCUUGGACGAGCACCCCCACCGGACGCAAAGUGUUUCCAUGGUGUCAGCUGAAAUGGGGCUGGUCAGCAUGGUACGCCAGGGCAUCCUGGCCCUUCAGCUGCUGCCUCCCAACUCCAGUGCAGGCAUCAUUAUAAUCACGGACGGGGUUACGAGUGUUCCUGAUGUGGCCAUGUGUGAAACCCUGCUGAACCAGCUCCGGAGUGGAACCAUCUCCUGCUCCUUUGUACAAGUUGGCGGGGCGUACUCCUACGACUGCAGCUUUGGCUAUAUCCCCAACGUCGAGCUGAUGAAGUUCAUCUCAUUAGCCACUUUUGGCUCCUACCUGCCCAGCUGUCCUGAAGUGGACCUAAACAGCGAGGAGAUGAAUGCCUACCACAAAGCAUUUCUAACAUACUCCUUCCUCAAGAGCCCCGAGUCCAUGAACUCAGAGUAUUUCUGUGUUUCCCAGCACAAGCUGUUCAAUGAGCACCUGGUGUCGGCCAGUGGAAACCCUGCUCUGGUCAUGAGGAGGAAGAAGCACACGGAGAAGGAGGUCCAUGCUCAUCUAAUCAGCGUGCUGUCUGUGAGACUGAGAGAGGGCUACACCAUCACUGACAUCAGCCUCACUAAAGGUGGGACUCAGCUGGAGGUGAAGCUCGUGCUCUUAUGGAAACACAACAUGCACAUUGAGUAUCUCGCGGCUGCCUCCUGGCCACUGGACCCCUCCAAGAGAACCACCAGAGUGGAGGUGACGAUGGAGGGGAGCUACGACAUCUUGCACGACAUCAGCUGCACCCAGAGGAAACCCAUCACCAGCCAGUACCGCACCUCUGUCAUCCGGCGCUUCUGGAACACACUGCAGAGCAUCAACCAAACUGAUCAGAUGUUGGUGCACCUGCAGUCGUUUAACUCGAUGCCUGAGAACUACAUGAUUCCUGAGAGCACCAAAAAUGGAGUUCCCCUGUUCUACAUCCCUCCUGGCUCCACCACUCCGGUCUUGUCUCUGCAGCACAGUGGAUCCAAAGAUUCCUCUCAGUCCCAGUUUGCAUCAUACUGGAAGCCCAUCCUCUCCAUGGACGCCAACUUCUGGCAGAGAUGGCUGCACAUGCAUCGCAUUGUCAUCAUCCUUGAGCAUGAUAUGCCUGUCCCCAAACAUCUGCACACACCUGGGAACAACGGGCGCUACAGCACCAUCCAGUGUCGCAUCUCCCACUCGGCCCUCACGUCACUGCUGAGGGACUGCAGCAGCUUCGUGCUGGUGGAGGGUUACUCGUAUGUAAAACUCAUAUACAGCAGCUCUUCUGAUCAGCCUCCCACCUCCUUCUACUUGGUGCGUGUCAUCUCAAAGACCCCCUGCAUGGUCCUGCGUCUGGGUUUCCCCAUCGGCACACCGGCCCACAUUAGGAACAAGAUUGUGGAUGAGCUGCGAGAGCAGAUCCUCAAGCUUCGCUUCCCUCAUCGUGUUCAGAACAAAGAGGCAACACCCAAAACCAAGAGGAAGGCUGUGGGCCACCCGUCUCCAUCCAAGUCUCCCUCCAUCCCUGCUCCCAAGCCUGCGCUCUCUGACAGACCCUGUGUGGUGGUGGUCAGUAAGCCUCUGGAAAAGCUGCUUAUCAGGUAUGACAAGCUUCCUCUAGACUUCAGGACUCCCUUCAUCUUCAACAUGGAGACCUUCCCACUGCCCUCCAACACCGCUGCACCCCUCAGCGUGGCAGCAAACCGCACAGCCUCCUCGACGCUGGCCUCUCUGUCACGUUACUUCCUGCACCAGCGUUGGGUGUGGGCCGUGCAGAGCAGCCAGGGACCGGCUGUAGCCAUGCAGGCUGUUGCCCAUAUCCUGUCCAUGCUCUCGGAGAUUCGCCUGUCAGAAGGCUUCAACUUUGCUGCCAGUGGCGAGGGCAUUAUAAACCUGGUGAUCGAGCUGCCAAUGAAGGGAACGUCAGGAGACGUGGACAGAGAGAGUCACUCUUGUAUUGUUCAGUAUAUCCUGUUUCCCCCUCACUCUACCUCAACGAAGGACAGUUCUAGCUUCUCCACCGACGACGACAAUGACACCGAGGUGGAGGCAGUCGACCUGGACACGGAGCUGAACCUCGUGACCGAAUGCUGGGUGGAGCCGCAGUGCGGCACGGUGAACUGCACGGAUCAGCACCGCUCCUUUCAGGGCCUUAAGUACCAGGAGCUCCCUCGAGCAAUCUUCCCGAGGGACUUGGCCUGCAUGUCCACCAUGAUGACCUUUGAAUAUCUGAGCCAGCUGUGUCAGAAUAAGGAUCAGGUCUGCUCUCUGCCAGCUGGACUCAAGGAUGCACAAGGAGAACAUCUGGUCUCUGAGGAGAGCAUCCACAUGGUCCCUUUCCAGUUUGACCUCAUUAAGCUGCUCCCAAAAUGCCAGCAGGUUGAGCUGUUUUUCGUCACAUUCAGCACAGCGACGGGGAGUGAGGAGCAGAUGAACAGCUCCCACUGCCUGCCCAAUGAGCUCCUGCUCAGCCUCUUCCACACCAGCCUGGAGAACGAGCUGAGUGACAGAGAGAUCCCGUUAGCUGACGGGGACCACGUCGCCUUCAUGCAUCACAUCUUGGAGCGGGAACGAGACGGCCACGCCGCUCCUUUCUCCCUGCCGGUUAUUAAAGAGGAGUGCGUCAAGCCUCCAGAGAAACAGGACACGGUGACGUCAUUCUACACGGCCGGCAGCAGCAGAGAGGUGAUGGGGUCAACCAGCACUUUACAGAGUUUCAGCAAUGCAGACCUUGUGGAUGAAGAGCCCCUGUUGUUGGAGAGCAGCUGCUCUGCGCCACAGUGGAGAUGUUAUGCCAAGUGCAUCAGCUCCCAGCAUCUAAUCCUCACCUUCCUUCCUGCUACCUUCACAGAUGUUCUGAUGUUGAUGGCUUCAGGAGAGAGCGAGCCUCGGAGUAAUGUGAGCACACAGGAGGACGACGCUUUGACUCCCAGCAACAAAUCUCAGGCUGACUCUUUGUCUGGAUCCACUGGUGGCUUUGAAGGGUCCGAGUCUGGACUCAGCCUGCGCUCUAGUCGGCGACUGAGCUCCAGCACCGCCAGGUCCCCUGUGCUCUCAUCUCCAUCUGAUGGCCAGACUGGAGCUGCUGACUCCCAGACCCUGGAGCAGAACAGCUGGGACAGCAGAGGCUCGGAGAUGGAGAGUUGGAUGCCGGGCUCAGAUGCUGCAGAAAAAGAAGGAGUCCACUUCUCUGAGCCACAGAAGUCAGACUUCCAUAUCAGCCUCAGCAGACAGCUUUCCCAGCAGAGCACUGGUGACAGCAGCCAGCUGAAGUGUCCAGUUUACGUCUACAACUGUUCACUGGAGAAUCUGAAAGAGCAGCUGGUUCACCCAAACUCCAGCCGCCAACCCAGGGACGUCUUCUUCAGAGCCCGAGAUGCAGAGUCCUGGGAGAUGUGUGAGCAGAUGAAGUUCAGCAGGUCUCUAUCUCAGGAUCGCAGCAGUCCGUCUCCUUGGACCGACCUCCUGUCUCAGCCUCACAAACACAAGGAGCUGGCCAACUACUGCAGCAUGCUGCAGGAGCAUUACUACCAGAGCUACGUCAAAGGUGUAUACCGCAGCCUGCAGCAGUCCUACAACAUCAGCUCCCAGGACGUCCUGAUGGCGAUGGACUACUGUGAAGAAUCGCUGCAGGAGAUCGACAUCACCUCCUUCCUGCAGACGCUAUGUGGACACAUCAGGGUCUUCAGGGAACACGGCAAGACUCCAGGAUGGCGAGGGCCUCUGAAAGCUUCAAGGAGCCCUGCCACGUUUAUCCUUGGUGAAGCUGAGGGGGAGCAACUCGAUGAUAAAGUGGCCUCUUCAUGCAGUACUGAAGUGGAGGACACCAGUGAGGCUGAAUCCAGAGGAGUUCCUGAUUCCUCUGCUCCUACAUCUCCACCGAUCAAGGAAGAGCCCAAGAAAGGAGCGAUACCAGAAUUCCCUCUGACGCUGCUGCAGACACAGCCCGCGUGUGACGUGUAUCCAGAUCUGCACAAAAUAAUACAGGAUAAAUUCAUGGAGAUCCUUUCUCAGUAUUUCAAAAGUGUUCCCUCCAACCCACACUACUUCUACUACUCUCCACCUUCAUCCAAGAAAGAGGAGUCGGAGGACGGCGAGAUGAAAAGACGGGCGAGUGAAGAGCUGCUGUCAGAAGCUGAGCCCGCCACUGAAGACGAAAAUGUGCCGUCUUCCUGCAUAAUGACGGAGAGCGACACAGAUCUGGUGGUGGAGUAUGAGGAGCACCCAGGCAGCAGCUCCCAGGGAGAGGGUGAGGACCAGUCCCUGUCUGACUCCAACACUGUGAACCAGGACCAGGACUCGUUCAGCAUCCUGGAGGGAGAGUCCCUGCUGGAGAACGAGGCCCCACAGCUGGACAUGCCACCACUGUUUGUUCACAUCACCUGCUCUGUCAACAUGAAGAGCUGCCAUGGCUCCGUGCCCAUGCAGACGCUGCCCACGUGCCUGGGUGAGGUCAUUUCCUGCCUGGAGAAUGCUGAGGCGGUGCAGUCUGUAGAUCUGAACGAACUCUCAGUCACGCUGGAUAUUUUUGUUCUGACGCUGCCUCUGGAGAUCGAAGCCAUGGCGGACUUCCAUCAUAACAGGUACACCUCAGAGAGCAGCAUGAAUCGUUCACCAGGGCAGCCCUCCUCCUAUCGCUCUGACGAGGAGCUGAUGGCCGUGCUGGACAGUCUGAGGGGAGGAGGUGUCAACGGCAUCUCUGGUGACCCCUUAUCCAAACUCCCACUUCCCCACAAGUUGGCAAUCCUGGCCACAAUGGACGAGAUCCGCUGGCUGCUGGAGGAUGAGAUCGUCUCUGCUCUGCGUCACUCUCGGGUCAUCGGCCCGGCCACGCUGCAGAAAGUGGCGGAGCACGUUUUACGCUCCAGCGGUCGACCGCACUGUCACUGUGAGGAAGUCCCGCUUCAGUUUGUCUUUGGGCCUGAACAGUCGCUGGAAAAAUUCAAAGAGGAGUUUCGUAGGAUGUCUUUCUCUGGCUAUGUGUUAAAUGGAGAACAGGCCGGCUUCUACUAUAUGUCUCUGAGCAGACUGCAUCCUCAGAGGAUCCGAGAGACCGAGAGGCUGUCUGAGAGCACUGCAUCCCCCCCACAACACCCUGCUGCCGCCACCAUAUCCUGCAGUGCUGCAGCUCAGGCGGAGACCACGACGCUCGAGAGCGAAGCAGAAGCUCAGGCCGACAGUGAGAGUGAGGACAGGAAGCCAGCCAGUGUUGCUGCUGAUGCUCUCAGUGACACGACUCCGGACGCUGGUGAAUCAGUUGCAGCCUUGAAGCCUGAAGCAGAUGACUCUGUUAGCAUGGUUGGGGACAGAGGUCAGCCCAGUACCCCCCAGCUGCAGGCAGAGAGCUGCACAGAGGCCAGCUCACCCCCAAAGACCCCCUCGAGUGUCAGCCUGGCUGAGUCCGUGCAGUCGGCCUCUCACAGUGGCGGCAAACUCAGGCCGAGUCGAGUCCAGAGUGUCGUCUCCAGCCAAGGCAGCCUGGACUCAGACAUGCAGGGUUAUGAUGGUGGCAGCAGCGACUCUGAGUGUGAGAGCCCCACCCUGGAUGAACAGGAGUGCCAGGCCCGGCUUAUGCCAGACUUCUGGCUCAUUGUUAAGAUCCACCAGGACAGAGUGACGGUGUACUCCCACUCCAGAUGCUUCAGUGAGGGAAAAGAGGUCGGCACCGAGGAGCUGGAGAAGAAGGAGGAAGAGCAGGAGUUGCCUGAAUGCUUACAGCUGCAUCAAAUGGUGGUCAGGAAGAUCGGAGAAAUGUGCAGAGUUGUGAAUCAGCGUAUGCUGCUCCAGGACCUGCACGACAGCCAUCUGUGUAACAAGCUGCUGGUGGCUGAGAGUGAGGAAGACAUCUGGAAGAGUGAGCCUCACUGCAGGCAGAGGCUCAACACCGCUGAUGACUACAGCACAGAGGAGAGCUACCAGGCCAGAGAUUAUCUGGCUGCUACCAUGCAGUUUAUCCCAGGGCACUUUGCCUGCGAUGUGGUUUGGCGCACAAUCAUCCACAUUCACCCCCGCCUCAAGAUGGGACCCAACAUGGGAGUGGCCAGAGCGAUCCAGGCCCUGCGCUCUGUGUUGAAUGCCUUCUGCGUGGUCAACAGGAAGAACAUGUUUGUCUACCAGGAGCGUUCCACUAAAUCAGUCUUCUACCUCAGACUCUGUGAAACGUCACUAACAGGGAAGUACUCCGACAUGGACGGGAACCUCCACGUGCCUCGCUGCAUCGGGCUCGCCAGGAGUCAAGAGCCUUCGAUGUCCGAGGACUCUGUAGGCUCCAGGUCUUCUUUGGAGGGCUCUCGGCCAGUUGGACAAGUAGAUAAGCACAUCCUGCUGCUGGUGCAUGGAGUGGGAAGUGCAGGUCCAGAGAUCACAGACGAGCUGGUGAAGGUGCUGCGUAAGCGCCUGGAUGAAACCACCUUGGACAUCAUCACUGUCAUGCUUGUCAGGAACUGCAAGCUGACGCCAGCUGAUGUGGAGUUCAUCCAGCCGUCAGGAUCUCCAGCCACUGAGGUGAUGACCUUCAGCCUCCCCCAGUACUGUCUGCCCUGGCUGUCCGCUGUGGCUCACUACCUCAAACAGAACCUCCUCAUCUUCCUGCACGUGCCCAAGUACACGGACAUGAACACAGCACAUCACUUCAAGCACUACUUUCAUUUGAGCAGUGACACGGCUGACGGUGAUAUCUACCUCUACAAUAAGCCCGGAGGCCAGGGGACGGGAGGCAAAGGUACCAUGUUGGAGCUGGUUCAGCAUCUCUUCCCACCUUCUCAGUUUAAAGGUAUCGCCUGCAUCGCCCUCUCCUUUGUCGAUGCCCACGGUCGGCCCCUUCAAGUUCCAGCUCAGGGCGGUGCCGCCCUGCAGAAGUCCGAGAACUGCUCCGUCCCCCUGCACCCGGAUCACUUUAAUGAGCUGACCGCUGUCGUCAAAGUGGAGUCCAUCAUUAGCGGCUCAGAACCACAGCUGUAUGUCCGCUUUGACAUCUGGGAGCAAGGCAACAUUAGCCCCUUACAGCUGAGUGACAAACUGCAGGGGGCACUGCGCCACGCACUGUGUGAUGUUGUCAUGGAGCUGAGAGUAUUGCCAAACCCUCUUUGUGUCGGGGUCCUCUGCCCAGCAACGAAAGCUCAGAAAGAAGAGGCAAAAGGGCUGCUGAUUCCUUUGGCUGAGGCGAGAGAAGUGAAGGACAGCCCCAGGCAGCGCAGUGGCUCAAGGGUUUUUAAAACCAGUCCAUCUCCGAUCAGCUUAAUCCAAGCUGUAGGAGGCGCCCCCACGACAGGAAGUAGCACACCCGAGUCCACCACGCCUACUGGCAAAAGCACUCGCCGCAGCUUCUGGGACAUACUGAGUAAGCCAGACUCGGCCGAGCUCGGGAGCCCCAAGACGACAGACGACAUUGUGCAGGAGAAAGGCGAGGAGGGCCGAGCAGCGCGCCGCAGACACAAGACGGAGAAUGUAAAGCAGCAGUGGAGCCAGGACAAGCCGGUGGCUGUGGAGCUAGAGCAGACCCAGAGGAGGCAGCUGUCUCAGUUUGAGGAGGGAGAUGCAGGCACUCUGGACCCCAUUUACCAAGAUAUCUGCCAGCCGUGGAUAACUUUCAUGGCCAAACUUGGUUGCCCCUCCAUUCAGCAGUGUACCACUAAAACGGCCUCACACUUCCUGCUGCCUUCCAUCUUGGCAGAGAUUGUCAGUUUGGUCAGUUCGCUGGCCGCCGACACAACAGUGAAGACAUUUCGAAAGACGAGCUGCCCCACAUCUGGAGACCAUUUUGUGCCGCUCCCUCUUGGCCAGAACCUCAGCCAACCACCGGACGCUGUGAGGAGCUUCAUUCUCAUCGGCCGCAACUUCCAUCAGUGGCACUACAGCACAGAGCAAGAAGACAGUUCAGAUGAGGAAAACAGCCCAGUGCUAAAUAGGUUCACACCUCAUAAAGGCUUCCAGCGCUUCGAUGCUCUGGAGCAGAGCGAUUCGGUCGGUCCGAGCCAGGCUGGGGUGGGAAUGGCUCCUCGCCAGAGGUUCCUCUUUAUCAGCAUCCUGGACAAAGAGGUGACGCUGUACAGCUACAACUGGUCCGUGGAUCUGGGCGCCUCUCUGAAUCGCGAGCUGGUGCGUCUGGUGAAGUGGCAGAAUGCGAGGGCUCACGUCGUCCACUGCCUGUUCAAUCAGAAGAUGGGGCUCUUCCAUCACUACUGCUUUUCCGAUGCUCCCAUCCAUGAAAUAGACUCCAAGCAGGAUCCCAACCCAUUCCUCGGUCCUUCCAUGGAGCCUGAUGCAUUGCUGCGUAGCGCAGUCCCUCCUCUGCCCAGUAAAGAGCAGGGCAGACUGGGAAACUCUGGUCGAAGUCUUGCUCCUCUCCACUUUCCCUCCGAGUUGCUUCCCUUUGAUGAAGCUCUGAGGGACGUCUGCACCAUUCGGCCUUUGAUGGACGGAGAUGUGGUGGCUCGACAUGGCAGCCAGCUGUUGGAGAUCAAAGCUGCUGAGCGGAGAGAAUUAGAGAAGCAGAUGAAGAUAGAGAACCUGUUCGUGACCUGGCAGCAGAGGUCAGCACAGUCCAACAUGCCCAUUUCAGGGACAGAUUUGGAGACUCUGAAGCAGUCGUCCCGACUGGUCCACUACUGUGCCACCCCUCUGCUCUUUGACCCCGUCUUCCGCAAGCAGAUCCAAGAGGAACAGAUUAUUCAGCCUCUAGAAAAGAAAAGGCAUCGCUCCAGUGAUUCCACGGCAUCAGGUCGGGACCGCAGCUACAGCACAGACUCAGCUGACAUGCUGCCCGGCCGACUGAAGGAAGAGUCCUGGCUGCUUGAAAUUUCCAGCACCUUCCUUCAGCAGUAUGUCCAAUACCUGCAGAGCAUGGGCUUCAUUUUGGUGCAGGUCCGGCCUCAGUCUCCAGCUCGCAGCAUCGCCCGCGCUCGUGCUGCCAUGUUGAACUCUAUGUCAUCAGAAGGCAGGAUGUCUUUUUCUUAUGUGAAGCAGAAGAGCGAGGACAGCCCUAAGACUGCGGCGUCUGGGACCACCGCGUAUCACCUGCAGAGGGCGCUGCCAGGAGGAAUCGUGUUGAUGGAACUGGCUUUUCAGGGCUGUUACUUUUGUGUGAAGCAGUAUGCACUGGAGUGUUCCCGUAUUCCCAUGGGCCAGACCGUCAACUCGCAGGGCAGCCUCCUCACCAAACCUCGUUGCAAGCCGUUUCCAGAUGCCACACCAGUAUCUGACUGUGCGCUCUCCAUGCUCUUCACUGAGGAGUGUGAUAAAGUCAGGGACACCAUGCACGUUCACUCCUUCAGCUACGACUUCCACCUGCGAGUGGUUCACCAGUACCUGGUCGGCUGCCACAUGACGCUACGGCAAGGCUACCAGCUCACCGACUUCCUGGACGACUUCAUCUCCCAUCACCCGGACAUCCCCAAGUUCGGCCGCAACCACGUCUUUCAAGGGAGCUUCUCCAUCUCCACGGGGAUGAUAACGGCUCACCAGCUCUACAACUACAUCACCGACCACGCCAGCACGUAUGGCAUGAAGCCGCUCCGCAUGUCGAAGGCUGCGGUCGCCACUGACAACAAGAAGGCGAUGCCUGACCUUCACGAGUAUGCCCUGGUGGCUCUGUGGAACAGUUCGGGCUCCUACAAGGAUCUGGACGGUCUGCCCCACCACGAUGACUUCGAUGUUUCCCUGGUGGUGUGUCACAACGCUGCUCCGUUUGAGGAGCAGUCAGACGGGGAGAGGCAUCUGCUCAGGCUACGCUUCUACGUGAUCAUGACCAGUCAGCGGGAGCUAUUCCCACGCCUCACUGCAGACAUGCGCCGCUUUAAGAAGCUUCCUCAGAUCCACCGUGAUCCCGGAGAGCUGGGGGGACGGCUCUCCCAGGAUCGAGCAGAGGCUUCUGGGUCACGUGGUUCUGAGCAGGACCUCUGGGAGGAGGGUUCGUCUGAAGCUUCAGCACCCUCGGCUCCAAGUGAUGGCAACGAGUUUUACCCUCUGACAGGCGGUGGACCAGAGGCUCAGGGGCUCCUCUACGCCUCCCCUCUGUUCCCUCUUCUCAACAACGAGGUGGCGUCUGCCCGCAGACAGAUCCAGAUCAGCGUGGAGCAGGCCAUGGGUCACUGCCGCAGGGACAACCUGUGGAGGAGGCUGUUCCACGGCGAGCAUGUGGCCCUGGAUAAACUGAAGCUGGCCAAGUUGUCGUUCAGCGAACUGGAGGAGCUGCUGGAGGCUGUGCAGAGCCGAUCAGUGGGGGAAAUCGACCCGCAGCUGGACUGUUUCCUGACCAUGGGUCCAGCCUGGUACCAGAGUCUCAUCAAGGUCCUGCUCAGUCGCUUCCCUCAGAGCUGCAGACACUUCGACGACAACGGCAUCCAGUAUCUGGCUGUUCUGAACCAAAAGUUCACCGACUGCUUCGUUCUGGUAUUUCUGGACAACCAAGCUGGAAAAACUAGUUUAAAGGUCGUGUUUCGGGAGCCGCUGCCGUUGCAGCCGCAGGCCGGCAGCGGCCCCCCUCCUCAGCUGGUGUCCAUGUAUCAUCACCUGGAGUCUGUAAUUAACACCGCGUGCUACAAUCUGUGGACCGGACUGCUAUAGCACCCGGACCCGAGUCGUGUCUUUAACACGAGACAAAUGGAAACGACAGCAGAAGGAAAUGAGAAGAGAAGCUUUCUGCAUAACGCUGGGCUCACUGAGUGGGAGCAGCGACAUACUGGACUCAUGUGCAAGAAACCGUUUUAAAUGUUGAGGAUCAUAAAGUUGAGCAGACACUACGAUGGGUUCCCUCGCAGUUACUGUACGAGCCUUCAAACAGCACCGUGACCACGCCACAGCAAAAGCACCUUCCUUACCACUAUUGUCAAGAGUCAGACGGGCGAUCAACAUCCAGAUAAAGAGAACUGCAGGCUGUAUGCACUUAUGGGUUGGGACAGUCCCUUUAAAUCACAACGUACAAAAUCCUGUUUAAAAAGUGAUGUUUUCGAUCUUUGUAGCAGGUGAGACGUGUCAGCAAUAUCUCACAUCCUGGAACAGAUUCAAAAAGGGGCUGAGGAUGAAGAUUUGGCCAAAGCAGCAUCAUUGGCUCCUGGUUCCUCGAGGUCAUUUGCAGUGCUUGAUAAGAUUAAGUUUGAUCAUUUAAUAUGUAGCAUAUAUCAAACUGAGUCCUACUCAGUCCAAAUACUUGGGGCGGUCUGAGCUGAGUAGGUGAGAUGAUCUGCAGCUUUUCAGGGCUCAUAUCUUUAACCUUUAACCUCCACCAACGUCGUGCCAAAUCCAGAACCAGUUUCACGUAUUUCCACCUCCCUAAAAAUGUACUGGUACUAGUAAGCAUGGCACCACAAACUGAUGAUGCCUUGCUGCCUCCAGUUCUUCCAGGAAGUGAGGAUAAUGAGACGUUCCCGAACAGCUCAGCUGUGUCCCGGGUCUGCCACGGGGUCUCCUCCUGGUUGGACGUGCCCAGAAAACAUCACCGAAGAGGAGACGACCUGAACCUCGUCAUCACAGACGUAAGAGCUCUGCUGCUUUGAUGGGAUGCUUUUGGUCACCAACCAAAGCUGGUGUCAUAGCUGAGAGUAAGGACAUACCUUCACCACCACAAGCUGCUGCAGCUCCAUCUGUCAAUCUGGAAACAACUCGGAGCAUUCGGUGCUCAAAGGCACAAAGGUAGAACGGGUGGACGACCUGGAAGGUGCUCUUUAACACAUUCUGAUGGAUAUGACACGGCGAGGACGCCGUCGAUGUACGGACAGAAACAUCGUGAGCGUGCAGCGGCUGUUUGACAUCGUUGAGCCUGAGUCGGUGGUCAGAAGGCAGCACUUACAUGCAUUCUGCACAAAUUUGAAGCUCCACAUCUUCACUAAUGUCUCAGCGUCGGUUUGGAUCUCGUGCCUUCUGACAGUAUUUAGCUUCACGCCACAUCAGUGUUAAAACAAGAAGAGACAGCCCAGAUGCCGGUGCGCAGAGUGGGAAGGCUUUUAUGUUCAAUUGUGUCAAACCUGUUUCCACUUGAACCCCACUGCCAUGUCUGUUGCCCUCAAGUGCCUUUCUCUGUUUAUUAUUUUCUCCCUUUUCCCUUUUUUCAUUCCCAAACCUGUGAAGUGAUGCCGUUGUCGCUCUGGCAGGAGAUGUGUGGAAACACACUGCUGGUGUUAUGCAGCGAAAGUGCCUGAGUCAGUUUGGAGAAAUGUGACAAAAAUUGCCUUUCAUAAGCAGGAAAAUUGGUCAUAUUAACUUUGGUGAUUUGCAUAAUAACAUGCCACAUGUCAUCAGCGCCGAGUGUUUCCAAAGCAUGUUGGGGUGGUGGUGUGUACUCUCACACAGUGUUGCUGGUAGUCAUACCUCAGCCUGGCACAGGACUGUUACGUCACAACAGGUCCAGUGUGGCUCCUGUAGGAGUCGCACCCGUUCUGGGAGGGAACCAAACAGGUCUGAGCUUCACCAACUGAAGAGGACUGAAUGUUAAACACUGGAUUAUUCAUCAUGCAAAAUGUGAACUGUAAGCAGACAGCCCUGUAAAAUAAAACCUGCACUACC
Molecule: messenger RNA, 13420 nt
Organism: Haplochromis burtoni (Burton's mouthbrooder)
Lineage: Eukaryota; Metazoa; Chordata; Actinopteri; Cichliformes; Cichlidae
Gene: szt2
Product: SZT2 subunit of KICSTOR complex
Exons: 75
Coding region: 269-11485 (3738 amino acids)
Cellular component (GO): peroxisome
Source: RefSeq, a predicted model, not a curated record